CUGCUAGUCGGAGCCGGGGGUCGCCAGCGCUUGGACGGCAAGGGGCAGGGGCGAACCUGGCUCGACUCCUCGUCCUCAGCGGCAGCCGGCAGCCCCCAUGGCGACCAGAGGGCUUUAAAGGAGUCGGGGGGCUUUGUCAGGAUCUGGGCGACUCCGGAUCCGGCGAUUCCUUCUCUCGCCUCGCCCUGUCAUUGAUGGGAAAUCAACUGGAUCGCAUCACCCACCUGAAUUACAGCGAGCUGCCGACCGGGGACCCCUCGGGGAUCGAGAAGGACGAGCUGCGCGUCGGGGUGGCUUACUUCUUCUCGGAUGAGGAGGAGGAUCUGGACGAGCGAGGGCAGCCGGACAAGUACAGCGUGAAGGGCUCCAGCAGCCCUGCCCAAGAGACGCCCACCCACCACCACCACCACCACCACCACCACACGCCGCAGCUGGUGCUGAGCGAGACCCAGUUCUCCGCCUUCCGGGGGCAAGAAUGCAUCUUCGCCAAGGUGAGCGGAGACCCCCAGGCUGGGGAUCUGAGCGUCUACCCGGUGUCGGCCCUGCCUGCCCUGUGCAAGCCGGGCGACCUGCUGGAGCUGCUCUACCUGGGGCCGUCCGACCACCCUCCGCCGCCGCCGCACUGGGCCGUCUAUGUGGACAGCGGCCAGAUCAUCCACUUGCACCAGGGCCAGAUUCGCCAGGACUGCUUGUACGAGGCGGCCGCUGGCAACGUGGGCCGGGUGGUGAGUAGCUGGUACCGCUACCGGCCCCUGGUGGCGGAGCUGGUGGUGCAGAACGCCUGCGGCCACCUGGGCUUAAAGAGCCCCGAGAUCUGCUGGACGAACUCGGAGAGCUUCGCCGCCUGGUGCCGCUUCGGCAAACGGGAGUUCAAAGCCGGCGGCGAGCUCCAGCCAGCCUCGGGCUCUCAGCCGCCUCAGCAGCAAUACUAUCUCAAGAUCCACCUGGCCGACAGCCAGGUGCACACGGUGCGCUUCCAGAGCCUCGAGGACCUAAUCAGGGAGAAGCGCAGGAUCGACGCCAGCGGCAAACUGAGGGUGAUCAAAGAGCUGGCGAUCGUGGCUGGCAAAGAAUAAGCGGCGGAGCCCAAGCUGAAGGGGCGGGGG
Elgaria multicarinata webbii is the source of this 1106-nucleotide messenger RNA. It is a transcript of the gene LRATD1, whose product is annotated as LRAT domain containing 1. The coding region runs from base 195 to 1076 and encodes 293 amino acids. The transcript has 2 exons. Gene Ontology annotation, biological process: cell morphogenesis; cell motility. NCBI's taxonomy places the organism in Eukaryota, Metazoa, Chordata, Lepidosauria, Squamata, Anguidae. The record is from RefSeq and is a predicted model, not a curated record.